This is a messenger RNA of Cherax quadricarinatus, 5263 nucleotides long. Its product is annotated as A-kinase anchor protein 12. The record is from RefSeq and is a predicted model, not a curated record. NCBI's taxonomy places the organism in Eukaryota, Metazoa, Arthropoda, Malacostraca, Decapoda, Parastacidae.
CUAUGGAAGGAAACAGGUGGAAAAUAUUAGUUACGAGUGAUAGUACUUUAAUAUGGAUGUAAUUGAUGACGGUGUUGCCCAGGACUGGAGAAAUAUGUUAGGCAGGAGAUGCUUGUAUAGUGGUUGUGUUGUUAUGGCGGUGAAGUAACUCACUAUAUUACACCAUCAAUCAUGGCUCGCAGGAAAGAUUCCAAACUGGAGAAGCUGCGAGCUGAGGAAUAUGAUCUUGACACCAAAUUGCGAGAGGCUGGGGUGUUUGAGGAAGGAUUGGAUGUUGAGAUGAAGAAAAUCGUGUUGCAAGCUCUGGAGGAUUCAAGAAAGUCAGCUCAAGAGGAGGAGCAUCAGCGGAAACAGUGGCAACGACAAGAGGAAAAUACAUUUUCAGAAACACUUAAAAAAUCCUUUAAAAGAAGUUGCGAGGAAAAAUGUCAGGGUGAAGUUGGUUCUAGUGCUGAGCAUGGAAAUGAAGAAAAUUCUGGUGACUCUGAUGUUGUGGCUCUUCCCUCAGAAGAUGGAGCUGACACAAACUGCCUCUCAGGUAGUGGUUCUGUUACUCCUGACUUAGAUCUUGUCUGUUCAGGGUCUCCAGAAGUGAUGGUAUCAAGUGAGUCUCCUUCACCUUGUUCCUUAACUCAUGCAGCAACUAUGGUGGCUAACAACCAGCCUUCUCCAGGUAAAGCAGGAGAAUCUCAAGCUCAACCUUCUAAUUCAGAAGAGGACUUAUUUUGUGAGUCACAAAAUUCAAAAGCCACAAAUGUGUUAAAAACAAUUCCUCGAAGACGUUGUCAGCAAAUUAAUAAGGUGAAUGACAGUCAGUCGUUCACAACAUCCACUGCCAAUCAGGAAACUGUUGAAGUAGAAGAGAAAGACUCUAGUAAUAUUUCAAAAUGUGAUAAAAAAAAUAAAUAUUUUUCAAAUAGCUGUCAAAUUGUAGAGCCUAGAAGACCAUUAAAGAGAUCAUCUAGUGUGGAAGUAGUUCCAUCACCAAGUGUCAAAUCAGAAAAAUGUCAGAGCCAAACAUAUUUACUCUCUCAGCCCUGUUCCUCCUUAAAUGGCAGCAGAUAUAGUUGGCAAAGAGGAUUUGGGGAAGUGGAUGGAGUUCAAUUAUUGUCUCAAGGUACCGGUCAGAAGAAAUCAUUAGAAAAUCUCGCCCCAUCUAGCAGCCCCCCAAAAAAGGCUAAAAAUUUACAAGAGACAACAGUUUCAAACUCUCUUGAGGUUCAGGCGAUGCAACAUACAUUGGAGCCAACAGUUGAUGAUGAUGAUGAUGAUGAUUUCAUUCUCCCUACUCCAAGCGAGUCAUUAAGCACUGGCACAACGGUAAAGGGUCUUGGAUUGCAGUCUUUUCCCACCAGGGAAUAUCAGAAUAAAUUACAAAACCAUAAACUAUUACAAAAAGAAAAGACUAUCGAUGAUGAAAACAUGAUUCUAGAGAGAGUAUCACAAGAAGUUAGAUGUUCAACCACGAAAAAUGAUUCUCAACUUGUUGAUGAAGAAAAAGAAAAUACAUCAAUUACAAACAUGGAUUUGUCAGAUAAUGAGGAAAAUCUUAGUUAUAACUUUAAAAGUGACAGAAAAAGAAAAGUAAAUGUGUUUUUUAUUGAAGAAAAUCCUGAUAUCCCCCUCAAGAGGCAGCGAUUGAGUAAGAAAGAGAAACCAUCUAAAGCAUAUUUUAAGAACAAAGAGGAAUCGACACAUGACUGUGUCCUAAGAAUUUUGGAAAUGUUUAAUGCUAUGGUAAAAAGUGUGGGGGAAUAUCAAGUUAAAAAUAUUAUGUAUAAAAUGAAGUGGUCAUCCCCACUUACAGUAGAUAAAAGAUUGAAGGACUCCUUAGAACGUUCAAAAUUUCAGACUAGAAAACAAGUUUUAGACUCAGAAGCUAGUAAUCAAAAUGUAUCGCCACGGAGAUCUGUAAGGAAUUCUAGUAAGGCAUCUGAAGCUUAUGAGGCAGACUCUCACUUGUCAGAAGAUUCUCUGCCUGAUGUUUGCCACAAUGAUGAAAACUGGAUUGCUGCUCGUGAAAAAAAAGAAAGGAGAAAAAGGGGACUAAGUUUGGGUCUUAGUCAUAAACAGCCAAAAUUACCAGAAAGAAAAGAUGAAGCAUUAUACAGUAAUCAAGAUUAUAAGAAAAGUGUUGUUUAUGAUUCAGACGAUAUGGAUGAUUUAGAAAUUUUCUCUUCUCAUUCACGGCAAAAGUUUACAUCUGACCAAAUAGAGAUAGAGAGAUCUUCAACCCCAAAGGACACAAAUAUAGAAUAUCCCGAAGUCUCAUCCUCAAAGAUAUGUGAUGGCGAAGUUGAGAAAAUUGGUGAUACAUUUGACAACAUGGAAAAUAUCAAAGUAAGUAGUCAGAUGUCAGAAGAUAAAGAUUUGUCUAGUCCGGAAAUAAAAAAAAUGGCUAAUAACAAGAGACGUAAGGUUGAUGUCUCAUUAUUUCCAGAGGACAUUACAGAGUGUAAGCCUUGCUCAGGGGUAAAUAGGCCAUAUAAACGCCCUUUGAGGAAAACUUUCAUGUUAUUUGAUGACAACGAGCAGCAGAAUAUUUUUGAUGCUGAACCCAGCAAUUCUGCUCAGGAUGUUGAGACAUUAGGGCAGCCAGAUCCCACUUUGGAUAUACAGUCACCCUCUCAACAGUUGACAGGUCAGAACAUGAGUUCAGUAAGUAAAUCUAUAGCCAAAAGUUUUGGACAGUCAGCAGUUCAGAAAGAUUGUUCAGGAAGAAAAGUAAAUGCUUGCAAUUUUGUAAGCUUUUGUCAAAGAGAGGAGGAUGGUGAACUAAAGGUUGGUCCAAGCAGUAAUGUUGAAAUCUGUAUUGUUGAAGACAGCACCUUACCUGGUACAAGUGGCUGCAGCAACUCUGCUAGAUGUAUCAACAAAGUUUCUACAAGAGGCAAAGCUCUUCAAAACCAGAUACGCCCUGGCCCCCUUAAAUUGAAGAAAAAUUGCAUUAGAAAUAAAGGUGAAUCAGAAGCCUCAGGAAAAGAGGUUACAGGAUCAGUUGGAUCUCAGCAGAUUUUUUCUAAUGUUGAGUCAUCAAGUCAGGGGUUUAAUGAUAAUGAACAAGCAUGCAGUACUGAAACGAUGGAAGACAUUAAUAAAAAUAUGAUGCCAUGUCCUCUCUGCCAAAAAUUAUUCUCUAUAGAACAGAUUGAGGUUCAUGCGUCAGAUUGUUCCGAGGGACCAGAGGAACCACAAAAAUUGUCAAAGGAAGCUGGAAGAAAAGGUAAACGAAGGCAAAAUCAGAGAGGACAGGUGGCAGAAGAUGUAGAGAUUGAACAAGCAACUAUUAAUACAAAGUUAUCAGAUGUCUCCAAAUCAGACAAAACACAGACACCAGCUGGCCAUGAGAGAUGUACAUUUUGCAAGAAAGUUUUUAAGGAAGGUGAUGACUAUUUAAUUCAUGUCCAGUCAUGUAAACAUAUGGAGGAUAUAAGAGAGAGCAUUGGUUCUCCAGUGACAAGUAGGACUCCAGGAAUUAAGAGUGCUAAACCAGGCGGGGAUGCACAUAAUCCAAACCUCGUUAUGGGGAGACUCAGACGUAAUAUUAGAACUGAAAGUCUCUUUGACCACCUGGAAGAGAAAUUGCUUCAGAAAUGGAAUAUGAAGAAGUGUAUUGUAAAAAUAUAUGGCAAGCACUGGAAUUAAAAGCACCUAAAAUCCCUCACUUUUUUUUUUUUUUUUUCCAACAAGUCGGCCGUCUCCCACCGAGGCAGGGUGACCCAAAAAAGAAAGAAAAUCCCCAAAAAGAAAAUACUUUCAUCAUCAUUCAACACUUUCACCACACUCACACAUUAUCACUGUUUUUGCAGAGGUGCUCAGAAUACAAUAGUUUAGAAGCAUGCACAUAUAAAGAUACACAACAUAUCCCUCCAAACUGCCAAUAUCCCAAACCCCUCCUUUAAAGUGCAGGCAUUGUACUUCCCAUCUCCAGGACUCAAGUCCAACUAUAUGAAAAUAACCGGUUUCCCUGAAUCCCUAAACUAAAUAUUACCCUGCUCACACUCCAACAGAUCGUCAGGUCCCAAGUACCAUUCGUCUCCAUUCACUCCUAUCUAACACGCUCAUGCACGCUUGCUGGAAGUCCAAGCCCCUUGCCCACAAAACCUCCUUUACCCCCUCUCUCCAACCCUUUCGAGGACGACCUCUACCCCGCCUUCCUUCCCCUAUAGAUUUAUAUGCUUUCCAUGUCAUUCUACUUUGAUCCAUUCUCUCUAAAUGACCAAACCACCUCAACAACCCCUCUUCUGCCCUCUGACUAAUACUUUUAUUAACUCCACACCUUUUCCUAAUUUCCACACUCCGAAUUUUCUGCAUGAUAUUUACACCACACAUUGCCCUUAAACAGGACAUCUCCACUGCCUCCAACCGUCUCCUCGCUGCUGAAUUUACCACCCAAGCUUCACACCCAUAUAAGAGUGUUGGUUCUACUAUACUUUCAUACAUUCCCUUCUUUGCCUCCAUAGAUAACGUUUUUUGACUCCACAUAUACCUCAACGCACCACUCACCUUUUUUCCCUCAUCAAUUCUAUGAUUAACCUCAUCCUUCAUAAAUCCAUCCGCCGACACGUCAACUCCCAAGUAUCUAAAAACAUUCACUUCUUACAUACUCCUCCUCCCCAAUUUGAUAUCCAAUUUUUCUUUAUCUAAAUCAUUUUAUACCCUUAUCACCUUACUCUUUUCUGUGUUCACUUUCAACUUUCUACCUUUACACACAUUCCCAAACUCAUCCACUAACCUUUGCAAUUUUUCUUUAGAAUCUCCCAUAAGCAAAGUAUCAUCAGCAAAAAGUAACUGUGUCAAUUCCCAUUUUGAAUUUGAUUCCCCAAAAUUUAAUCCCACCCCUCUUCCGAACACCUCACAUAGGCAUAUAAUAACACUGUCACAAUUUAAUCCUUAUUCUCUAAUAUUGUGCUCUCUCUUUUCAAUUAAUGAUCAUUUAUGAGUUUAGAAUUUUUGUUUUGAUGUAUGUUAGUUUCUAGCCUGUGAAAUUUUAUUUGAUGUAUGUUAGUGUUUUCUUUACCCCCCUUGAAAUUUUAUGUACAUUAAAUUCCUCAUCCAAGAAAAUAGUUUAUUUUUGUAUGAGGGCACAAUUUUUAAGAUUAAUAUAAGAUGUCAGUCAUAUCCUAGAUAUUGUAUACCUAUAAUUAUGUAGCUUCAUAAAUGAGAGUGCUAUAUAGCUUCAAACAUGAAAACUGCUGUAUUCAGUUACAGUACCUAGAAGGUGCCAGCUGGCAAUAGUAUAUUAAAUUUUAUUUACAAAGCU